This is a messenger RNA of Darwinula stevensoni, 1551 nucleotides long. The record is from the annotation of a GenBank genome assembly. NCBI's taxonomy places the organism in Eukaryota, Metazoa, Arthropoda, Ostracoda, Podocopida, Darwinulidae.
GUAGAUAUCCUCAUCAACAACGCUGGGGUAUCGUCACUCCAGACGGUGUUCGAAUCCACGAGGGACGCGAUUAAAAGGUUGUUCGACGUGAACUUCCUUGGCAACAUCAUGCUAGCCAAAGCCCUCCUGCCCCAUUUCAGGCAGAGGAAGGCAGGGCACAUCGUCGCGUCAUCCAGCGUCCUUGCCAUCUUCUCCACUCCCAAGUCGUCAGCCUAUAGUGCCUCAAAGCGCGCCGUUCAAGGAUACUACGAAACCCUUCGAGUGGAGGAAGCCCGGAAUGGGACUAAAAUCACCCUCCUGUUCCCCGGCCUGGUCAAGAUCAAGCCCUCCACCAGAAGCAUCAGUGAGGAUCGGGCUCACAUCGACAGGAGUUACUUGAAUGCGUUCGAGAUGGACGUAGAAGUGUUCGCUGAUUGGGUCCUGAUUGCAAUCGCUAAUGAAAUGUCUGCUCCCUGCAUCGCUAAGAAAUGGAUGCUCUUCACCCUCAUAUAUCACUUCCCGUCCAUCGCCAGAUGGGCUUAUUCCAGUUCCACACACAAGCCUUACACUUUGUGGAGACCCUUGAAUGUAAUUCUCAUGGUCGAAGAGUAUCAGUCCUUCCCAACCAACACAUUGUACGUCCUACGUGAUAUUGGCAAAGUACUGGCUCCCGCAAUCACAAUAUGCCCAAUUCAUCUUUCCAACAAUCCUUUCACGAGAGUUGAAGGUUCUGGGCAUUGGAGCGAGAGAACAUUCUUUGAAGUGAAAGGUUAUUCUUGCCACAAGUGCUUUAUGCUGAUCCCGAAGAAAAGCCAGCUGAUCCAGACAGAUGGUUGCUCGGACACCCCAUUUCGCAUUACUUUCGAUGAAUCGCUCUACAUCGAGCCCGAAAGUUUCUUCUUGAAGAAAGGCAAUGUGAUCAGUUUGGUCAUUCGUCCUGAGGUCAUCCAGAGGCAAAGCAUAGCAGAGAAUCCUUGCAUCGUGGAUGAGAACUACAGUUAUGCCAGGUGCAUGGAGAACUGUUUCUGGAGAAUGGUGGAGUCUCACCCAAAUGUGCCAUGCAUGUUACCCUCACUCCUGUCCAAGGAAACCAAUCUCACGAAAUCCGAGUGUCAAGAUCCCGAGGAGGAAAUGAAUUUAUUCAUGCACUUGGGUGACUUCUAUAAAAGUCGGGAUAGAAUGGCCCCCUACCAGCGUGAGUGUAAUUGUCCGGCGAGGUGCAACACCAUUGACUAUCACAUCUUCGGGGAUCCCACUCCGGGCUGCGACGUUUUUGUCUCCGACAAAAACUCUUGGUUCUACCUGAACUAUCCCUCGAAACAGGUGCCCCAUUUUCUGGAGAAGGAGAAAGUGACCCUUCUGGACCUCCUGUCCAACAUCGGAGGAAUCGUCGGCAUCUGUCUAGGCUCUUCCCUCCUCACCCUCUUCGACAUCAUCGAGAAAUGUUUCUUAAGCACGUACAAUGAACAGACUCGAUGCGACAAAGUACAAGGAAUCAUUGAAAACAAUAAAUGUUCUACUCUCCUUAGUCUUCAAAUCCAUGAUGAAUCUCGUACCUCCUCAACCGAAUGA